AUGGCUGGUAGAAACGAUGCUGCGAUUGCUGCUGCUUUGGAGGCUAUGGCGCAGGCUUUGGCAAAUCAGCCAAAUACUGAUGAGAAUGCAGGAUCUCGCAGUUUAGCAACCUUUCAGAGAGAGAAUCCGUCGGUCUUCAAAGGCAAGCAUGACCCUGAUGGCGCAUUGGAGUGGUUGAAGGAGAUUGAGAGGAUAUUCCGUGUGAUGGACUGCACUCAGGCGCAAAAGGUUUGGUAUGGAACUCAUAUGCUAGCAGUCGAAGCUGAUGACUGGUGGUUAGAGACUCGUCAGAGAUUGGAAGUUGCUGGUGAAGAGAUCACUUGGAUUGUUUUCCGCAGAGAGUUUCUGAGGAAGUAUUAUCCUGAAGAUGUUCGGGGUAAGAAGGAGAUUGAGUUCCUUGAGCUGAAACAGGGGAAUAUGUCAGUGACAGAGUAUGCUGCAAAGUUCACUGAGUUGGCUAAGUUCUACCCGUAUUAUGAGAGAGCAGGUGCUGAGUUUUCGAAGUGCAUCAAGUUUGAGAACGGAUUGCGCUCUGAGAUUAAGAAAGCUGUUGGGUAUCAGAAGAUUCGUAUUUUUCCUAAUCUGGUUGAUAGUUGCAGGAUUUAUGAAGAAGAUCAUAAUGCACAUUACAAACUUGUCAAUGAUAGGAGAGGCAAGCAGAACCGUAGCACACCUUAUGAUGCUCCAGUUGGAAAGGGAAAAGCAGAAGUGGCUAAUGGCAAGAAAACUAGUGGGGGAGGAGCUCCUGCUAGCGUGGUUUGUUUCAAAUGUGGAGAACCUGGUCAUAAGAGUGAUGUGUGUACUGCUGGGGAGAAAAGAUGUUUCCGUUGUGGUAAGACAGGACACGUAACUACUGAUUGUAGGCAUAAGGAAGUUAUCUGUUUCAACUGUGGUGAAGAAGGGCAUAUUAGUAGCAAGUGUCAAAAACCGAAGAGGGAACCAGGCAGUGGAAAAGUGUUCGCUUUAGUUGGAACUCAGACAACUAAUGAGGACAGGAAUGUCAGAGGUGCGUAUUUCAUUAGUAAUACUUUUAAUUACUAUCGUUGGCUUAUCGGUGCUGCUAGUUGUUUCGUUGUUCCUGUUGCGUUGAAUGAUUAG
Molecule: messenger RNA, 1098 nt
Organism: Vicia villosa (hairy vetch)
Lineage: Eukaryota; Viridiplantae; Streptophyta; Magnoliopsida; Fabales; Fabaceae
Exons: 1
Coding region: 1-1098 (365 amino acids)
Molecular function (GO): zinc ion binding; nucleic acid binding
Source: RefSeq, a predicted model, not a curated record